Penicillium diatomitis is the source of this 1152-nucleotide messenger RNA. RefSeq names its product CAAX prenyl protease RCE1. Gene Ontology annotation, cellular component: endoplasmic reticulum membrane. Gene Ontology annotation, biological process: CAAX-box protein processing. Gene Ontology annotation, molecular function: metalloendopeptidase activity. The coding region runs from base 1 to 1152 and encodes 383 amino acids. NCBI's taxonomy places the organism in Eukaryota, Fungi, Ascomycota, Eurotiomycetes, Eurotiales, Aspergillaceae. The transcript is spliced from 3 exons. The record is from RefSeq and is a predicted model, not a curated record.
AUGGCCCCCGUGGGAACGAUCCUGGCUCGACUAAAGGGUCUUUACAGCAAACAUCAAGGUUUGUUUUUGUCUCUCGCCCUCGUUAUGAUGAGCCCUCAUUAUCAGUGCAAACGAUUACGAUAUGCUCAGUAUGGCCUCACUGGAUCCCUCAACGCCUUGAAGGCGGCAGCCAAGUUUCAGUUCCUUGCUAACGACACCCUGUUCCAGGUCGCCUUGACAUUACUCUACGUCGUACCCUUCUAUCUCUCUCCGGCCACGCGACCCUCACCUAGUCUCAGCCGUGAUGCGCCCUCAGUCAUCCGAGCGCGCAUCCGCGUCGUCACCCUCUCGUGCAUCACCUGCUCCCUCGUUGUUCUGUGGCUGAUCGUGGAAAAGGGCGGGUCUUCGCCCAGUGCGGCAUUGACUUUGAUGGGCUGGUGGCCGCUUGAUCUGGGCGAUAUCCUGCGCACCUUGCUCUUGACCGCGAUCCUGUUCUUGGGACCACUCUACGAGCGUGGAAUCGCCGAGGGAGAAUGGCGCUCAUGGUUCAGUCGCACGUCAUGGUCUCAGUCUCUCAGCGGAUGGAUAGGGUGGAGGAACUACGUCGCGGGCCCUAUCACCGAAGAAGUCAUGUUUCGCUCCGCAUUGGUCCCUCUUCAUAUCCUUGCGCGCGUCUCGCCCGGUCGCAUUGUUUUCCUGUCGCCUCUUUACUUCGGCAUUGCCCACGUCCACCAUUUCUAUGAGUUCCGACUCACUCAUCCAGAUACCCCCGGACUCGCGGCUCUGCUUCGCUCUCUCUUCCAGUUCGGCUACACCACCGUCUUUGGCUGGUAUGCCACCUUUGUGUAUAUCCGGACCGGCUCUCUUCUAGCCGUCAUCCUGGCCCACAGUUUCUGCAACUGGUGCGGACUCCCCCGGCUCUGGGGUCGUGUCGAGGCCGGAGAGCCUUUGGGGCCGCCCCUGCGUGGGAAAAAGGAUGAAGAUCGGAAUGGCAACACGGUCACCGUGGGGGACGGCCAACUGGGGAUUGGAUGGACAGUAGCAUACUAUGUGCUUCUGGUGGCUGGUGCAGUGGGCUUUGCCUGGUGCUUGUACCCUUUGACAAACUCAUACAAUGCCCUGGUGACAUUUGACAAGAGCACGAGGGGUCAGAGUAUGAGGGGUCGUAAUUGA